This is a messenger RNA of Solea senegalensis (Senegalese sole), 4154 nucleotides long. It is a transcript of the gene rgl2, whose product is annotated as ral guanine nucleotide dissociation stimulator-like 2. Gene Ontology annotation, biological process: positive regulation of GTPase activity; Ras protein signal transduction. Lineage: Eukaryota; Metazoa; Chordata; Actinopteri; Pleuronectiformes; Soleidae. Bases 290 to 2527 code for a protein of 745 amino acids. Gene Ontology annotation, cellular component: plasma membrane. Gene Ontology annotation, molecular function: guanyl-nucleotide exchange factor activity. The record is from RefSeq and is a predicted model, not a curated record. The transcript has 20 exons.
GAGCGAGCGAGAGAGAGAGAGGGAAGCAGUGAGGGAGUUUACAGACAGACUAAAGUGCGCUAUCAGCUGCUGAAGUCUGCGCACGGGAGAGGAGUGGACGCACAGAUAAGGAGAGAGAGAGAGAGUGUGCGUGGGUUCGCGUGGUGGAGGACAGUGACUCCCCUUGUCGUCGUCCGUCUGUCCGUGACCGUGGCGGCACAGAUGGGUGCGACUCUCCACAGCUGAUCCGCCGGUGCCGCAUGAAUCCAGCCGAGCACGCGCUGAUCCUGCGACUUCGCGCACUGGCAUCAUGCUCCCCCGGAACAUGCGAACAGGUGGCUAUGACCUGCCAGGGGUGGAGUCAACCGACGUGCCUCUCAUUGGCUACAGGCCCUUAACACCUGACUGCAGCACACCGAGCCACCAAUCGGGGAGAGGAAGCGGCGGCGAUGAAGUGGAGACUUCACAGGCGGAGCCCUCACCGAUGAAGACCACCUGGUACUGUCCUCUCGAUCUGUCUACUGUCGUGGAGGAAGAGGAGGACGGAGUGAUCUACACCGUGGUGGUCAAACAGCAGCAUGGAGGAACCACCGGUCCAUCGUCGGCGGUGACUCGCUCGCAGUGCGUCAAAGCGGGGACGGAAGAGAAGCUCGUGCUCCACCUCCUUCACUCCUUCUCCAUGGGAGACUCCUCCUUCAUCACCAUCUUCCUCUCCACCUAUCGCUCCUUCACGUCCACCGAGAGAGUGCUGGACAUCCUCACUGACAGACUGGAGAAACCACCUGGAGACAGCGACAGGAGCCAGAGACGCCAAUCGUUCAACAAAGCCGUGUGCACUGUGUUCAGAACGUGGCUCACAGAGUAUCCGGAAGAUUUCCGGAGUCUGAAGGAGCCCACUCGUCUGCUGCGUCUGGCUCCUCUGCUCCCGCAGGACUCCUCGUCCGCGGCCGACCUCCGCGCUCGCCUCCUCAGGAUCGCCGAGGAGCUCAGCGAGAAAGCUCUGCUCCCUGAUGCCCACAGAGAUCAGAGCGGCUUCACCAGCGCUCCUCCUCCUCCUGACGCCUCCAAGUUUGAACCCACCAGCGUCCUGGGAUUUCCUGCGCCGCUCAUCGCUGAGCAGCUCACCAGGAUCGAGACGGAGCUGUUUGUCCGUCUGGUCCCGUACCACUGCCUCGGCUCCCUGUGGUCGCAGAGGGACAAGAAGGGGAGGGAAGGCGUCUGUUGGUCUGUCCGGGCCACCGUGCGUCAGUUCAACAAGUUGGCCAAAGCGGUCUUAGCGUCCUGCCUCUGUCCCACGAAGCUGCGCAGCCAGCAGAGAGCCCGUCUCCUGGAGAAAUGGAUCAGCGUGGCAGAGGAGUGCCGAGCCAGAAAGAACUUCUCCUCGCUGUACGCCAUCGUGUCGGCCCUGCAGAGUAACCCCAUCCACCGGCUGAGGAGGACGUGGCAGGAAACUGACAGGGAGGCGAUCAGGAGAUACGAGGAACUGUCUGACAUAUUCUCCGAGAAGGACAACUACUCGCAGAGCAGAGAGCUACUGAAGGAGGAGGGGACGUCAAAGUUUGCCAACACUGACAUCAGACUCAACAACAGACAUGUCAAUAAGUCCAGUGCUCUGGGCACUGUGCCGUACCUGGGCAUCUUCCUCACAGACCUCACCAUGCUGGACACGGCGGUCAAAGACAGGCUCGAUAAUGGCUACAUCAACUUUGACAAAAGGAGAAGGGAGUUUGAGGUCUUGGCUCAGAUACGGCUGCUGCAGUCUUCCUGUAAAAACUGUGUUUUCAGCACCGACGAGUCGUUCUCACAGUGGUAUCACAGCGUGCCCACACUAACUGAGGAGGAAAGUUACCGACUGUCCAAUGAAAUUGAAGCACCCGGCGAGCCGAGUCCACGUGGCCUUACACCAACAGUCAUUAUCACACAGUGUCCAGACCUGAGCAGGUCCCGGACCAGCCUGCCCGGCGACAGCGACAGUCUCUUUGAAUUCUCCUCACCGGUCAAUAACCUGCUAUCAAAACUCACAAAGCACAUGAGGUCUCCAUCCGUGUCCUGUCUGGACGUGGACUCGUCCCCGCCCACCGCCGAGUCCACGCCCGCCACCCUGACCCCAUCCACUCCCACGAAAUCCCACCGCCGGUCGGCCUCCUGCGGCAACAACCCCCCCAACAACAUGCAAGGGUCGGGGGCCGACAUGAGAAUCAUCCGGAUACGCAUGGACCUGCAGGACGGAAACUUAUACCGGAGCAUUCUGGUUACGAGCAACGAUAAGACCCCCACUGUGAUCAGCUCUGCCUUAGAAAAGCACAACCAGGACCCCAAACAGACGUCCAAGUACGAGCUGAUCCAGCUCCUGCCUGAAGGAAAAGAACUGGUCAUCCCUGCCACAGGAAACGUCUUCUACGCCAUGACGUCGUCGAGCGUGGACUUCCUGUUGCGACGGAAAGGCGGGAGCGCUCCUCUUGGCUCGCAGCCCAUCAGCACGGAGACCAGCGCGACGUUCCCUCGAAUCAAGGCCAAGGGGCGGAGACUGGUCAGGACUCUGUUUUGACAUCAUCGGCUCUUCCUCAACUUUGUCCACAGAGACGUUUUGUUUUUUUGUUCGUUUGUUUGUUUUUCCUCGCAGUCCCUGACGUCACCGUGGCCUUCUCCUUACAACACACACACAAACACACACACACAAAUGUCUCCGUACCAAAAACACACAAAGAGUCCACGUCUACUGCUGCACUCCUGUGAUCACCAGAGCUUUUUUUUCCAACCUCGCGAUAUGCAUUACUGAUUUGAACCCAGAGGAAGAGCUACAGAAGUCGUUCUGUGAGUGAUUUUUGGUGCUGGCUCUGGCAUCACGUAGCACUUAAAACGUCGCAUUUUCAGUCCGACUUGAAGAAUAAGACUUGUUUAAAUUAAAACCAAAAAAAAACCCCUUGUUGUCAUCCAUCUCCGCUGAGAGUGAUGUCUCCAAAUGUAAGAAUCCCCGUUUAGACCUGGUAUUAACGUCCCAUCGCAUACAGGACUGGUUGAGAACACGUCACAAAACGCAAAUUCAACUUUUGCACAACCUUGCAUUUUUCUAACACUGCACUGUUUGAAUCCAGCUAAGGCUGCAGUCAGACUACGACAAUAAGGCAAUCGGACAACUUGUUGACCUUUACGUCACAGACAAAGCAAACAGUGAGUGGUGAGAUGGUUCUGUAUGUGUCGUACCUGCUGUGGAUGGAGCGCGGCUCUGGUGGUUGCCACGUUGUCCGAAGAAAGACGCCGCCGUCGCCGCCGUAUGAUUGCUGGCAACAGUACUGCAGUUUGUGCGUCGUCUCCUUCUGCUGCCAGGUCAAAGACGGGGACCAAGUCUGAUUACAAUCCAACUAAGCAUAUACAGUAGGUAUGUUAGUCUGACUAAGACUAGCUCCAUCGUCUUAGUCCGACUAAAAUUGGAUUUUUAACGUGCGUGUUUAAACGCACUGAUUGAUCAAUCAAAUGAUGGGUUGGGAACAAAAAGUAAGUCGCGGGACAUUGUAGCUGCUCCUCUUUAAAGACACAGACUUUGACUUCAGAGGACAUUACAUGACUUCCAUACAUUUCCUGGGUUUUGAAAUGAGGCCAGAUCAGGGUCAGCUGCUUCUUGCGUCAAAUAUCAAAUAUCAGCAGUUCACUGGGAUAUCAAUAAUCGAUAACAUACCAAGGCUUUCGUGCGGAUCUUCAAAGACACAGCACUUUCAAAGGUGACAAACGUUGCUUCAUUAAACAAUAACGUGAAAUUCAGUCGCCUUUGUCCCCAGGCCGCACUUUUGGACACGUUUUCUAAUUUUCGUCCCUGAAUACCAGGUUUUAACGGGUCCAAAGGCAAAGAUUCUUAUCACCCGCGAAGGAUUAAAGACUGUUAUUAUUAUUAUUAUUGUUUAUAUUAUUAUUAUUGUUAUUGGGUUAAGUGAACAGAAAGACACAUGGAUGUAAAAAAAACAAAAACAACCGAUGCAGCGUCACCGUAGCAACACACUGGAGCUCAUCAUGUCAGAUGUAUAUAUAUAUAUAUAUAUAUAUAUAUACAUAUAUAUACAUAUAUACAGUUUGUUUUUUUGUAUGUAUUUAUGUACUGUGUGACGUCACAGUUAGGGCUGCAAUUGGUUAUUAAUCGAUUAAUCUGUUCAAGGUUUGUUUUGUUUGUUUCUCUGGUUUUU